Messenger RNA from Hymenoscyphus albidus, 651 nucleotides. The record is from the annotation of a GenBank genome assembly. Lineage: Eukaryota; Fungi; Ascomycota; Leotiomycetes; Helotiales; Helotiaceae.
AUGGGCCUGAUCAAUGAUAUCGAAGUUAAGACGCGUAACCUCGUCAACGAGAGAGUUAGACAAGGGAGGGUAUUGAUGGAAAGGAUCAAAGCCAUUAAACAUUGGACUAAGGAACCUUAUAAGAAGAACGCCGACGUUGCUAUGAAAAUCGCUCGCUCGUUUCAUUUAACUGCUCAAAUGAAUAUCAUGGUUCAAUUACUUGGGUAGGUAACGAGAUCAACCUCAUAAACCAAUCUAAUUGCCUUUGUAGUUAUACUCGAAAGCAUUCUCAGCUACAGAUGCUGGGUGAUGAGCUUGCACUUCUGAUACUGAAAAUCCCUGAUGGUAGUGAAAGUUAUGAGAUGGAUUUCUACACUAUGCAACAUCCUCUGCAGCCACAUUUUUGGGCGAUCUUCUGUAGUCUCAAUUACGGCAUCCAAUGUCUUGACCGACUGAAAGGGAUAUAUGAUAGAUCAACAAGGACGGUAAGAUAUCGUGGAUGAGUUGUGAAUGCUCUAACUAAUGGCUCUAUAGAAUACAGGCCUGCCGAUAGUUGUUGCUGAGAAAAUUCUUCGAUGGCACAUAGGUAGUCAACAAAAUAUUAUCGAGCAUGGCUGGUUCUGGAAAAUGAAACAGGAUAUUAUGUUGGAACACGACCUCAGUCUUGGUUGA